AUUUAGAUACUAAAAUGGAAACUACGGAUGGAGGUCUGAUGGAGGAGUAAAGCCAAAAAAAGGAAAAAGAAGAAGUCCUACGAAUUUUGUAUUUUCAUGGUUUUUCCCAUCUUCAUCGUCUUCUCGUUUUGUUACACGCAGUCAUUUGGUAGUCGCACAUGUAAUAACAAUUAGAGUAAAUAAAUAAUAAUGCAGUGUCAUUAAAUCAACAGUCAAUUAAAGAAGUAUGUAAUAUUGAGACAGGGUGUUAUGAUCAACAUUAUUCUGAAAGAGUCAUAAGCAAUAUUUAUUUGCAAUUGUUAUUGUUAAUGCGACAUUAUUCAUUAGAAAGUUUUGUUACAUUUUGUGCUUGGAAAGAUGUUGAAACCAAAGGCUCUUACACAGGUCUUGAGUCAAGCAAAUACUGGAGGUGUGGAAAAUACAUUGUUACUGACCAGGGAUGGUGGUUUGUUAGCAUAUAGUGGCUAUGGAGAUAAAGAUGCUAGAGUGACAGCAGCUAUAACCAGUAAUAUUUGGUCUGCUUAUGAGAAAAAUGGACGAAAUGCCUUCAAAGAGGAUGAACUCCAAUUUGUCUUGAUGGAUUGCGCAGAAGGAAAGGUCGUUAUUACAGAAGUUGCAAAUCUAUUAUUGUGCCUGUACGCUCGCGAGAACGUUGGUUUUGGAUUGCUCAGAGAAAAAGCACAAGCCCUGGCACAAUACCUUGAUGAACCAUUAAAGACAAUAGCUAGUUUACCAUGAAAAACACUGAUUUGGAAUCAACUUUGUGCAAGGAUAUUCCAUCAAUAUCUGCAAAUUCUCUCGAUGCUGUAACAAAUGUAUAUCAAGUUUCGUAAUUUGUCUCACAGCUGUAUAUAAAUAUAUUUUUAGUAAAAUCCAUUGCAACGUAAAUUCGCAGUUUCUUUCAAGAUAUUGUUAAACACUCCAAAAUUAUACAAUAAAGUCUUUAUUUAUUUUAACUUA
Molecule: messenger RNA, 960 nt
Organism: Cephus cinctus (wheat stem sawfly)
Lineage: Eukaryota; Metazoa; Arthropoda; Insecta; Hymenoptera; Cephidae
Gene: Lamtor2
Product: ragulator complex protein LAMTOR2
Exons: 3
Coding region: 358-738 (126 amino acids)
Biological process (GO): cellular response to amino acid stimulus; positive regulation of TOR signaling
Cellular component (GO): Ragulator complex
Molecular function (GO): guanyl-nucleotide exchange factor activity; molecular adaptor activity
Source: RefSeq, a predicted model, not a curated record